Carassius gibelio (silver crucian carp) is the source of this 1759-nucleotide messenger RNA. RefSeq lists its product as uncharacterized. Bases 579 to 1700 code for a protein of 373 amino acids. NCBI's taxonomy places the organism in Eukaryota, Metazoa, Chordata, Actinopteri, Cypriniformes, Cyprinidae. Gene Ontology annotation, biological process: DNA integration. The transcript has 6 exons. The record is from RefSeq and is a predicted model, not a curated record.
UUCUGCCCUCCAGAAAUUUGCUAAAGCUAGCUACCCUUUAGCUAAAACUGUUAUAUUUAAAUAACUGGAAAUUUACAUUUAGCGGUUUUACCAAAGGGGUAGCUAGCUUUAGAAAUGCAGUAAUUUGUUGAUUGGUAAAAUUAUUAGCGUACAAACCUGCGAAUGCUAAUUGGGAAAAAUACAUACAUUAUUUUCGUGAUAAAUUUUUUUUUCGACAAGUUUUAAACGGUGGUUUGUGUGUGUGAGACCAUGAGACAUUAUUAACUAUACUUUGUUCUGUCUUGCAACAGCUAAGACAUCACAUUUAUCAAAGGCUUUUGCAUAAAAUAGAACUGGGAUUCAACACAACACCACUGAAUUUGGAUUACUUCGAAUUUGUUUGUCGUCAGGAGCUGUAUCUUCUGCAUGCCCUAUCCAAUCAUGUAGAAGUACAUCCUGCUAUCACCCAGGCUUUGCAAGAUCUCUUUGACCUUGUGAAGGCACAACUGGAACAUCCAGACACAUGUUUCACGGUGGAAGUUGCUGCUGGUACCACAGGGCGACCCAAAAUUUUGAUUGGAGAACAAUGCUUGAAAGAAAUGCUCCAUACUCGACUUCCUGUGUCUUGCAUAGCUAAACUGAUGGGUGUUUCAAGAAGCACAGUCUUCAGACGAAUGGAAGAGUACGAGCUCUCUGUCAGGAACACGUAUAGUUCCAUCAGUGAUGAUGAACUUGACGGUUUGGUUGCUUCAAUCAAGAAUAAUUUACCAAACGCUGGCUACAGGAUGGUCAGAGGGAGACUGGAGUCAAUAGGCCAUAGGGUUCAGUGGAGAAGAAUUGCAGCCUCCAUGCAUAGGGUUGAUUCUGUGGGCAUCAUCUCAAGGCUGUCAAGUCUUGGCUGUGUUGUACGCAGAGUUUACUCUGUACCAGGACCCUUGUCUCUGGUACAUGUGGACACAAACCACAAGUUAAUCAGAUACAACAUUGUGAUAUUUGGAGGAGUGGAUGGUUUCUCCAGGAAGAUAAUGUACUUGAAUGCAGCCACAAAUAACUGUGCAUCAACGGCAUUUCACUUCUUCCUUGAGGCAACUCACCUGCAUGGUUUACCUUCAAGGGUAAGAGCUGACCAGGGAGUGGAGAACGUGGACAUUGCCCGGUUUAUGUUCACUGUCCGUGGCACUGAUCGGGGAAGCUUCAUCUCGGGAAAAAGUGUGCACAACCAAAGGAUAGAACGAUUAUGGCGAGAUGUGUGGAUCUCAGUAUCAUCGAAGUACUACAAUCUUCUGCACUCCCUUGAAGAAGAUGACCUCUUGGACAUUUCAUGUACAGAUGACAUAUUCUGUGUGCAUUAUGCAAUUCUUCCAAGACUCAAAAGAGACUUGGAGAUAUUCACUGAAGGCUGGAACCACCAUCCACUACGUACUGAGGGAAACCGGAGUCCGACACAGAUUUGGGAAAUUGCUCGGAUGCUAAACACCAAUGUACAUUCAGAGAACUUUGCAGACCUUCAAGAGCCAGACAUUGACUGGGACACCGCUGUUGACUUUGAUGGCCCUGACUCAGAAACUGGUGUUAUAGUGCCUGAAUACGAGUGCCCUCUGACUGAAGAGGAGAUGACGGAACUCCAAUCUUUGGUUGAUCAAGCUGAUCCAAACAUUACUGAUGAAGAGCUAUACAUUCUCUGCUAUCAACACAUAAAACGGCUGCGGACACACAGUUAACCUCUUCAGGUCUGAUGUUCCAAUCAUUGCAAACACGUUGCCUCGUUUAGGUCCUCUAG